Molecule: messenger RNA, 1896 nt
Organism: Cynara cardunculus var. scolymus (artichoke)
Lineage: Eukaryota; Viridiplantae; Streptophyta; Magnoliopsida; Asterales; Asteraceae
Product: probable arabinosyltransferase ARAD1
Exons: 3
Coding region: 407-1807 (466 amino acids)
Molecular function (GO): glycosyltransferase activity
Source: RefSeq, a predicted model, not a curated record
GGCAAAGGACAGUGAGAUUCGGAGCGACAGUACCCAGAGAGAAAGGGGAAAAAGAAAGGAGUUGCAUUCACAACAAUCUGCUUUUCCCCUUUCUUUUGAUUCUUUUCUUCUCCAUUGGGACUGAAAUUCGAUUCAAUAUUCAUCUGGGUUUGCUUGAUUUCUCGAUCUUUCGAUGCAAUUUCAAAGGGCGUUUAUGUGUAUUUCAGAUUCUCAACAAUUGGCGACGAAGAACUGAACUGACUUACGAGAUCGCAGGAGUUGUGAUCGAGGUAAACCAUCGUUUGCAUUUGAUCUUCUUUGGUUGUUGGGGUUGAUUUUUGUUCAAUCUUUGAUUUGAUCCCUCAAGAUCGGUCCAAAUUCAACGUGAAACAACACUACAUGUAUUGCCCCGAAACUGUUCGACAAAAUGUCCGACAGAAAUGUGGGUUCUUCGUCUUUCAUAGGGUUUCUGUCCAUGAAAUCAUUGCUCGGUCUUUUUUCGAUUGCAUUAGUGGUGUUCAUUUUAUCGUGGUUCUUACUCUUGGGCUCCACUGGUCGGUCUCGAUUCAUCGAUCACAAUCUUUUACCUCAUUCGAUGCGUUAUGAUAAUUACAUGCAAAAGGCACCAAAAAGAAGUGCACCAUUGAUGGAUCAUAAAAAACAAGCAACUCUUAGAGUCUUUAUGUACGAUUUACCUUCUGAAUUCCAUUUUGAAAUCAUAGAUUGGAAUCCCGAGGGCAAGACGGUAUGGCCGGACCUCCGUGUGAAAGUACCUGAAUACCCAGGUGGAUUGAACUUGCAGCAUAGCGUAGCGUACUGGCUUACUCUAGACCUUUUAGCCUCGGAAUUCAGUGAAAAUGGUGGUCGAAUCGCCGUUAGAGUCCAUAACUCCAGUGAAGCUGAUGUUAUAUUUGUGCCAUUUUUCUCUUCAGUAUGUUUCAAUCGAUAUUCAAGGACGAACCCACAUCAAAAAACGAACAAAAACAAGGAUCUGCAACAGAAAUUGGUGAAGUACUUAACGGUUCAACCUGAAUGGCAAAGAUCCGGUGGCAUCGAUCAUCUAAUCGUGGCUCAUCAUCCCAAUAGCUUACUAGAUGCCAGAAUGCAGCUAUGGCCAGCCAUGUUCAUUCUUUCGGAUUUCGGAAGAUACCCACCAACUAUAGCCAAUAUCGAUAAAGAUGUGAUUGCACCUUACAAGCAUGUCAUCAGAAACUAUGUCAAUGAUUCAUCUGGUUUCGACAGCCGGCCGAUCUUGCUGUUUUUCCAGGGAGCCAUUUACCGGAAAGAUGGAGGUUUCAUCCGCCAAGAAAUCUUUUACCUCUUGAAGAAAGAAAAAGACGUUCACUUUGCAUUCGGAAGUGUUAAAAAACAAGGUGUUGUUUCAGCUACAAAAGGAAUGCGUUUGUCGAAAUUCUGUCUUAAUAUAGCAGGAGACACCCCUUCAUCAAAUCGCUUGUUUGACGCCAUUGCUAGCCACUGCGUUCCUGUGAUCAUUAGUGACGAAAUCGAACUACCCUUUGAAGACAUCCUUGAUUACUCGGAGUUCUCUGUUUUCGUUCGAACAUCGGACGCUUUAAAAGAUGAGUUUCUGAUCAAUUUCAUCCGAAGCAUCGGGAGAGACGAGUGGACUCAGAAGUGGGCUAAGCUUAAAGAAGUCGAACGCUUUUUUGAGUACCAGUAUCCCUCCAAGAACGGCGAUGCUGUGCAGAUGAUAUGGCGAGCUGUUUCGAAGAAAGUUCCUAUUAUAAAGAGGAAGUUACAUGCUGCUAAAAGACGGUUUUCUCGAUUCGAUCAACCUGCUCCUGCCAUUGCUGCUCUUAUAAGGUAACCGUCCUGUAAACCGAUAAACUUCCAGCCAUAUAAGCGACACCGAUAGACGGAUAGUUGAAGUUGUAGGAGGGUGUGGCUGGAUUCCGG